GUAAAAUAUUACAUCAUGAAGUUUACGGAGCCAGAGGAAUUGUACAAAUUUUUCAAAUAUGAUCCAGAACCAGGUGAAUAAGUUGUUAUUUCCGGAAUCGCUGGCAGAUUUCCAAAAUCCAACAAUUUGUACGAAUUGAAAGAUAACAUUUUUAAUCGCAAAGAUUGCAUCACGGAUAACGGAACAGAUACAGAGCAUUCAGAAAUUCCACGACGAAUGGGGAAAAUUAACAAUAUUGAGAAAUUCGAUGCAUUAUUUUUUGACAUCGAUUUUAAAGGAGCACAUACUAUGGAUCCUAUGGGAAGAAUAUUGUUCGAACAUACUUAUGAAGCUAUUGUAGAUGCUGGAAUUCAUCCAAAAGAUCUUCGUGGAACGAGGACAGGUGUAUUCUUAGGUUCAUGGUUCUCCGAUAACGAGAAAACUUGGUUCUACGACAAACUCCAAAUAAAUGGUUUUGGUCUCCUAAGCGUUAUCAAAUCUUAUACAACUAACAGAAUUUCGCAUUGGUUGGGUGUCACUGGAACAACAUAUAAAAUCGAUACCGCGUGCAGCUCAAGUCUAUUUACGAUGGAACACGCAUAUACAGCUAUACAUAACGGACAAUGCGAUUACGCGAUCGUCGCUGAACCAAAUCUUCGCCUUCAUCCAUUCGUAACAUUGCAAUUGAAACGUUUAGGAAUAUUGCCUGAGGAAGGUCGUUGCAAAUGUUUCGACGAAAAUGCAAAUGGUUACGUGCGCAGCGAAGCCGUAGUUGUUGCAUUUCUGCAAAAAAGAAAAAAUACUAAAAGAAUCUAUACAACAGUUAUCCAUGCGAAAAAGAAUUACGAUGGUUAUAAGGAACAGGGAAUAACAUUUCCUUCUAGCCAAAUUCAGAGUACUCUUUUCAAAGAAUUCUACGAUGAAUGCGGUGUACCAACAGCUAAUAUACCUUACAUCGAAGCUCAUGGUACAGGAAUUAAAGUCGGCGAUCCUGAAGAAAUAAAUGCUAUAGAUCAGAUUUUUACCAAAAACAGAACCAAUCCUCUUAAAGUCGUUUCCAUCAAAUCAAAUUUGGGUCAUACUGAACCAGUCAGUGGAAUUUGCUCCAUUGCCAAGGCGAUAAUAUCGAUGGAGUCAGGUCUAAUACCCCCAAAUAUUAAUCUUAAUCAACUACGCAAAAACGUGAAAGCUUUUACAGAAGGGAGAAUCAUACCUGUUACCGAAACGUCUCCGCUUGGUGGGGAAUACAUAGCCAUUAAUUCUUUCGGCUUUGGUGGUGCUAAUGCUCACAUCUUACUCAAAUCAAAUCCAAAGACAAAGAUCAAUAAAGGAUUGCCAGAUGACGAUUUGCCAAGACUCGUAGCAGUUUCUGGACGUACCGAAGAAGCAGUAGUAACUAUAUUAAAUGAUAUCGAUAAUCGACCCAUAGACGUCGAAUUCAUUCGCCUCCUUCAUAAUAUCCACGUUAAGGAAACAUCAGGUCAUUUAUGUCGGGGAUACACUAUAACUGAUUUUAAAUCGUUUGACAAGAAACUGAGAAAGAUUGAAAAAUAUUCUGGUAUAAAAAAGCCAAUAUUGUUUGUUUUUUAUGGAAUGGGAUCGCAGUGGUUUGGAAUGGGUCAAGCCCUGAUGAGAAUUCCCACAUUUGCCAAAGCAAUAGAGAAAUGCGAUGUUGUAUUAAAGCAGUGUAAUUUGAAUAUUUAUAAAAUUUUAACUGAAAAAGACAAUACCAUGUUCGACAAUAUCUUGCACUGGAUCGUCGGAACUGCUGCGGUUCAGAUCGGUUUGGUAGUUCUUCUAUCUUCCGUAGGCGUAGUACCGGACUACGUCAUCUGAUAUUCCGUUGGUGAACUUGGUUGUGCUUAUGCAGAUGGAUGUUUUACAGCGGAGGAAAUAAUAUUAGCAGCAUAUUCGAGAGGAAGUGCGUUGAUAGAAACAGAAAUACCUCACGGUUCUAUGGCAACGGUAGGGCUUUCCUAUGAAGACAUUAAGAAUCGCUGUCCUACUGAUAUCGAUAUCGCAUGUCACAAUGGAAGUGAAAGUACAAUUGUUAGCGGAUCGACCAAUUCUGUGAAGGCAUUCGUUAAAAAAUAAAAGGAAACUGAAAUUAUCGUAGAAGAGGUGUCGUGCAAUAAUAUACUUUAUCACAGCCGUUAUAUCGCAACAAUUGGAUUGAAAUAUUUUGUAUGUUUAAAAAAAGUGAUACCAGUAGCGAAGCUACAAAGUCCUUACGAAGGAGAUAGUUUUCAUGCUGUAAUGUUAGAUCAAAUUAUAGUUACCAAGAACGGAAUCAGAAAUAAAAUAAGUUCAAAAGUAAACAAACUCCUUAAGGAAAAUGCAAUCAAACCGAUUGUAAGAACAAUCUUUGGCAAAGACCAAGUAGAGAAAGAAGCCUUUAGAUUCAUGGCUGCUGAUAAACAUAUUGGAAAAGUACUAAUAAAGAUACGCGAAGAAAAUGAACAACUGAAUACCCCCAUCUUGGCUGAACCUUAUUAUAGAUGUUUCCCGAACAAAAGUUAUAUAAUUAUUGGCGGCUUGGGUGGCUUUGGUUUAGAAUUAAUCGAUUGGUUGGUUCUUCGAAAUGCUAAAAAUAUUGUUAUUACUUCACGAAACGGCUUAAAGAAUGGUUAUCAACGAAUGAGAAUCAAGAGAUGGGAAUCAUACGGUGUGAAUAUUAAGAUCCUUGACGGUCUCGAUGCUGCUAAACGAAAAGACUGCGAGCUUAUAGUAAAAUCAGCAAUAGAUGAAAGUCCCGUCGAUGGUGUAUUUAACCUCGCGGUUUCUUUGAAGGACCGUAUUUGUCGUAACCAAACGAUGCAAUCUUAUGAAGAAUGUUUCAAGGGAAAGGCCUGGACAACGAAACGUUUGGACGAAGUUACUAGAAAGCUUUGUCCAGAUCUUCGGCACUUCGUAGUUUUCUCUUCCGUCUCGUGCGGAAGAGGAAAUGCUGGCCAAACGAAUUAUGGUAUGGCUAAUUCCGUUAUGGAAAGAAUAUGUGAAAAGAGAGUAGAAGAAGGUUUGCCUGGAUUAGCUAUUCAAUGGGGAGCGAUUGGAGACGUCGGUCUUGUCGCGGAUAUGCAGGAUAAUGAUAAAGAACUUGUUAUUGGCGGUACUCUACAGCAAAAAAUAACAUCAUGUUUAGAAGAAAUGAAUCGAUUUUUGGUGCAGGAUAAACCUAUAGUUGCUAGUAUGGUAGUUGCUGAAAAACAAUUAGAUAGCGAUCGUGCAGACAAUGUCGUAAAUGCUGUCUUAAAAAUUAUGUGUAUUAACGACUUGAAGAGUAUCAAUCAAGAAACUUCCUUGGCUGAACUUGGAAUGGAUUCUAUGAUGGGCGUAGAAAUAAAACAAACUUUAGAGCGCGAUUAUGAAAUAUAUCUCAACGCGAAAGAUAUUCGCAGCUUAAAUUUUGCCAAACUUAUGGAAAUAGAAAAUAAGCUAAUAGGUGAUAGUAAUCGUAUUGAAAUUAUUACCGAGAAAAUAUUAUUUGGUACAAAGAUAUUGAUGCAAUUGAUCGGCGAAGAACUUUCCUCCGAACUAAUCAUCUCCCUUAAAACUAACCCAGAGGAAAAUCGGAGCGAGAUAUUCUUCAUUCCAGGUAUUGAAGGCUUUGGUAUCAUUUUCAAAACAUUAGAAUCGAAAAUCAAGUCGCCAGCGACAUGUUUCCAACUUGGGACAAAUUAUGAAUUAGAAACUAUUGAAGAAAUGGCCCUUUCAUUUCUACCGCAUAUACUAGAGAAACUUAAAGAUCGAAAAGAUUUUACUUUAGUGGGAUACUCAUUCGGAUCGCUUGUAACAAUUGAACUCACGCGACAAUUAGAAAACAAAGGGUUUAAAGGCCGACUAAUUUUGAUAGACGGUGCUCCUCAACUAAUAAAAGAAUUAGUAAACCAUCAGUUACAAUCGUCAUCGGAGGAAGAGCUACAAAACAAAAUUUUUGUUUUUAUGGCGAGAACAUUAACAUCUGUUAAUAUUGAACAGCUUGUACUUGAAUUGCAAAAAUCCAAACCGUGGGAUGAGAAAGUAAAAGCAUUCUUUAAUGUAUUGCCUCCCGAACACAAGCAAUUAUAUUUGGAACGAGAUCUAAAAAACGCUAUCCUUUCAUUUUAUGUGAGAUUGCGAGCAGCCAUGAAAUAUAAUCCAGAACCAUUACCAUAUAUAAGAGCUCCAAUCACAUUGCUCAAGCCGAUGUUAUCGUCUGUACGACAUAUCUCAUAUGAUUAUGGACUAGAGAAAAUAACUGACGGCAAAGUAGAAGUACAUGUUAUUGAUGGCGAUCAUUCCACGAUGUUAGAAAACAAUGAAAUUGCAAUGGCGAUUAAUUGUGGACAGCUUAAAUAGAACUAAAAGCUAUGCUUCGUCAAUAGUUUUUACUUAUUCAUUUAAUCCACUAGCGGGAUAUUGCAACACAAACAGUGUGUAAUUUCAUAUUAUUAUUAUAAACUUGAUCUUUUUCAUUACUUACGUAUUUUUACUUUGUUUUAUAAUUAUAUCAUUUAUUAAAAAUUUCCUUGUAUUCUGAAUGAAUAUUUUAUAAUAUAAUUUUGAAUAUUAUUAUUAUUAUCAUCAAAGUAGUUUUAUUAUAAAUACAUUUAAUAUUAGGAGAUAUUAUUAUUUAAACAAGAGAAUUUAUAUUAAACGAUCUAAUCAUAAAUCAAAGCAGAAAUACGUAAAACACGAAUAGAAACAGAUUUUUCAAAAAUAAUGCAAAACUAUAAGCUGUUCGUGAUGCAUUACUCUGCUAAUAUUAUAAAUUGUUAUUACGGCAGUAAUGAAAAUAACAUUAAAAAUAAUAAUAUAAAAAUGACACUAUCGGGAAAUAAUUAAGUAACUAUAGUUACCUCCACGUUUGUAGUUAAUUCUACAUUUUAAAUAAAUUCGAAAUGAUGGAGAAAGAAGAAA
Molecule: messenger RNA, 4878 nt
Organism: Vespa velutina
Lineage: Eukaryota; Metazoa; Arthropoda; Insecta; Hymenoptera; Vespidae
Product: fatty acid synthase-like
Biological process (GO): fatty acid biosynthetic process
Molecular function (GO): 3-oxoacyl-[acyl-carrier-protein] synthase activity; fatty acid synthase activity; phosphopantetheine binding
Source: RefSeq, a predicted model, not a curated record